Molecule: messenger RNA, 4828 nt
Organism: Mizuhopecten yessoensis (Yesso scallop)
Lineage: Eukaryota; Metazoa; Mollusca; Bivalvia; Pectinida; Pectinidae
Product: transient receptor potential cation channel subfamily M member 2-like
Exons: 10
Coding region: 30-1484 (484 amino acids)
Biological process (GO): monoatomic cation transmembrane transport
Cellular component (GO): membrane
Molecular function (GO): monoatomic cation channel activity
Source: RefSeq, a predicted model, not a curated record
CUCUCGUUGCGAGUGCUAUACUACAUAAGAUGUCAAGGCGAGCUCAUUCGAAAAAGGAAACUGAUUUCAAGAGAACAAUGCUUAUGCAUUCCCGUGUGUUUCGCCAGAGAGCCAUUGAUGUGACUCAAAGCCUCUUCGAAAAUAAUGAAAUGGAAGCCAUUUUUGUCCUGGAAGUAGAAAAUUCUACGUCUGUUUGGGGUAUUAAAGAAAGCUGUCUAGAAUUUUCCCAAGCACACAAUAUCUCUCAGUUUGUUUCACAUCACGUCCCACAAAGAAGUUUUGACAGGAUUUGGUAUGGCGCGGGAUUCUUUCACGACAACGAUUUGUACGAAACCAAGGAAGAAAAGUGUUGUACCGUUCGUGUCAAGAACUUCAUAAUCCCUUUGACUGCUUGGAUCACGUCUCCCUUUUUGAAGUUCUUUAUCCAUUACAGCAUCUUCUGCCUGUUCUUGGUCUGCUUAAGCGCUUUUACCAUGACCAACAUCACAACAGAAAAAUGGCCAAUUGACAAGAAGUCAAUCUAUGAGUACUGCGCGUACCUGUGGCUGUUCGCUGACAUCAUUGAGGAGUAUGUACCGCCAGCCUUCUACACGAUCCGGCAAUAUUUGAAUUCGAAGCAAUGGCGACGUAGAGCUUGGAACCACAUGCACAACUUCUGGAAUGGAAUGGACGCUUUGUCUUACUUAGUGCUUACCAUCGGGAUAAUUGUCCGAUUUGGUUACGAAACAACAAGUUUCGAUAUAUCCAGACGAUUUUACAGCGUUGGUUUAUUUCUCAUGUUCAUGAGGUAUCUCCAUGUUUUAUUGAUUUCAAGGAGGAUUGGCCCCACUGUCAUCAUGUUGAAAGAGGGACUCAAAGAGUUGAUGCGAUUUGUAGUCAUCAUGGCGGUAUUUAUCUUGAGUGCUGGAGUAUUCUACCACGCCAAUAUCUAUCCAAACCACUACGACAUGUUCUCACCUCAUGGCAUGAGAUAUUGGAGUGUCUGGCAAAUCAUCUAUUAUCCUUACUGGUCAAUUUAUGGAGAGUUCAAAGAUGAAAUCUAUGGAGAAGACUCUACUGACACCUGCAGCCGCAAUGAAACCGUCUACAUGAAUGACCCCAACAUCGUGAGGUGCCCUGAAAAAGACUGGAUGGUCUCCCUUAUGUCUGGAUUCUUCGUCUUGAUACUGAACCUGUUACUGGUGAACCUUAUCAUCGCUAUGUUCAGUUUCCGAUUCGAAGAAAUAAAGGAUAACUCGGACCAGUUCUGGCGAUUCCAUAGAAGUCAGGUGAUCAUGGAAUUCCGAACCAGAAUCCCUGUGCCUUUUAAUUUGCUGUUCUGGCCGGUUUACAUUAUCAAGUCAUGUUUAACAAGCAACCAGGCUAGAGAGCAGAAAGAUAAAGAUAAGAAAGUCAGAGCAAAACUAGACGAAAAGCAGCAGAUAUUGGCAGGUCGUUGGAUGCUAUCGGAAAGUGAGGCUCAGACGCUCUAUCAAGAAACAUGAACCAACCAGAAAUGGUGUGAAAAUGGUAAAAUGGAAUCUCAAACACCGAAAAAGAUGUACGGACUGUCUAUAACGUAACAUGGACCAGUCCCGACUACAGACUUUCUACGACAAUCAAGUGUGUAAAAUAGUGUUAUAUGUUGGAAUUUAUAACAAGGGUACGAAAAUGUUACUUCGCAAUUGUAGUAGACUUAUCUAUAUAUACUUAUUGAUAUUUUGAGUUAACAGUCAUUCCGGAUUGAUCGUUUCCAAACUCCGAACGGUAAAUCUUUGCAACAUUUCCUUGAAGUUCGGGAUGCGACCAGUUUUGUGUACGUAGCAAAAGCCGUUUCCCCUCAGGUACAGCAGUUGACCUGUCCCAAUGUGUAUACAUUGUGUAGGAUGGACCAAAUUCACCAUGUAUUUUAGGGUAGGGAUUAGUUUUACUAUUAUCUUUGAUCAUUUUUACAGACAAUCGUGCCGACUAAUCGGUUCGUCACGACAGAGGGACAGAUUGUCGAUAAAUUGAAAAACGGUAUACUUAGUGCGUGUUUCGCAUACUAUUGGAGGUGAUCUGUACACCUACAAUGAACAUGUGUUUCAGGUACAGAUGUAAAUGGAGGUUUAUAUAUAAUGCUUUCAAAACAUACCUUAUUGUUUUUAAUAGAUCGAACACGAUGUAUCAAGAUCUGAACGUAAAUGGUUACUAGGUUCGAAAUAAGUAAAUGAAGCGGUAAGUACCAUACACGUUGGUGUCUAUCUUGACAAGUAUAAAUUAGGUCGUCCUAAUAUACACGAUGUCGACUUGCUUUUUAAACGCUCCAUUGCGGAUUGGAGUCGUUUAGAAAAGAUUCAAAAUCUUAGUGUUAAAUUGAUUCAAUGUUUUCCUUUAUAUACUAAAUCUGACAUCUGUUUAGAAAUGUUGACUUUAACAUCCCUUCUGCAAGAGAAGAUCCAUGUUAUCAUCGUUGAACACUCGUAUGCCACAUUGUGCCGUUUAGUAAUUAGUUUUAUUGCGUUUAUUACAACUGUACAAAUGUAUCAUCAGAUGUUCACGAGUACCGAUGGUGAAGUUCAAAAUAUAUGGUUUAUUUCACAUAAGUAUGAUCUACAAACUUAUUUGUAUGAUAUUCUAAUCGGGUACAUUCCGGAAGAAGGUUCAAUCGAAAUAAAUCGUAAAAAAUAUAAGCUUUUUAUAAAGGAAGGAACGAAUGGCAAACUCGCUUGAAUGCCAUCAAUGAUUUUAGUCGUUUCAAAAUACUUCAGACUUCUCUUGUACCUUCGCCAGUUAACUUUUUCUGAUGGUUUUUAAAUGUUUUAUUUGGCUAAGUUUGUCAGAAAGUUGCACAGUUUUGGACAAUUAGUCCGGAUUGUGAACUAUAUGAUUAAAAUUUAAUUGUUAUGAUGAAGAUGUUUUUGUACACUGAUGCAUUGAUUGUUGCCAUCCCGAUAUUGUAGAUUUACGGGAUUUAUUUCUUGCAAAAAAAAUGUGAAUGACUAUCAAGUUGCUGUAUAUGUAUUUACGGAGAGAUCACCUAUCAGAUGUGACGUCAGCAAUUUCUUUCCAGUGCAAGUACGGAAUUUGCGACGUCUGGUGGUAGCCUCCAUUACUAAAAAUGCUAGACAACUGAGACAACUUUUGUAGCACUUUGUUCAAAGUAUAUGUAAGAAAUACUAACUUAUUCAAAUAUCCUGUUAACGUUAUUGUAAUGUUGUAAUCUGAAUACGGGAACAGGCCCGAAGGUGGAAAGAAGACUUUGCUCUUUAAUUGUGAUGUCAAAUAUAACCAAUUUUGACAAUUCUGCUUAUUUGCUCAACGCAUUUUGUCUGUCCUACAUGUAGUACUAUCAAUAAUGCAACAAAGGCCUACUCCUCUGACGGUUAGUCGUUAACACGUUAGACAAUCGCGAUGUGUAUUCAACCCAUUUUAUAUUGGUUUUACGAAAAUAGGAAUGUAUACAACUGUUUAAUCUCCUUGGGUGACGCUACGCAUUCGCAUUUUUCUGUUUACAUUUAGAGCAUCGUAUUACCGCAUGGUUUUGUUUUGUAAUAGUCUUAAGGCCCAUCGACUAGCCCGAGAGUUUAUACCAUAUUCAUAUCAUGCUUGAGAAGUGAACAUUGCCUGAGAGUUUGUACCAUGCUUGAGAACAUUGCCUGAGAGUUUGUUCCAUGCUUGAGAACAUUGCCUGAUAUUUUGUAUCAUGCUUGAGAACAUUGCCUGAUAUUUUGUACCAUGCUUGAGAACAUUGCUUGAGAUUUUAUACCAUGCUUGAUAACAUUGCCAUGAAAUUUUAUACCAUGCUUAAGAACAUUGUCUGAGAUUUUAUAUCAUUGAAUGAGGAAAAUACAGUUACUGUCAAUUUGUCAUGUCCGACCAAUUAUACCUGUAUACUGAAAUCAAUUAUGUUUGAGAAAAUGUGAAUUGUCAGAGAAUGUGUCAUGCUUUAGAACAUUGCUCAAGAAUAUUAAUCAUGCUUGGGGAAGAUAUAGUUCCUGUGAAUUCAUGACUGACCAAUAUAAUCAAUUAAAAACGAAAACAAUAAAAACUUGAAUUGAUUUCAUUAAAGUAAAUAAUGACUAGCUUUUAUGAUACUGUAGAAGAUUGUAGGUAUUGAAUUGGAUGACAACAUUAUUGCUUUGUAAUUUUAAUUUGUAAUGCAAAAUAAAACUUAAAUUUAAACUCUGGAAAUAUAAUGUAAACCACGAAAAUAAUCUUUAUUGAAACACACUAAUUACUGUUUAAUCUGCUUUUUAACCCUUUUUAUAUUGAUUAACAAACAGUUAGAAAUUAUCUGAAAUUCCAGUGUUUGAUAAGCUGGUAACUUUGAUGGAUUGUAGUCUGAGUUUAAAAAAAAAAAAAACUUGCUCUUGAAUGUAUAUCAAUAAUCGUUUUGGCAUAUAUAAUUGCUUUAUUUAAAAUUUCACCCUUUACAUGUCAUUAUUUUCUAUGUCCAAGUAUUUUACCAACGCCUCCUUCAGUUCUUUCAGUACUUUGAUUUUAUUAGUACUUUGCUAUGGGGUUUUUGCUUUAGAACUGCAAGAUUUGUUUACUAACGUAAAAGACCUAAUCUCGUUUAGAUUGUACUGUUUUUCGUUUAUGAACAAAAUUUCAGACUUAAUAUUUCAAUAAUGUUUGUAUCGCUACACUCAUGUAUAUCCAAUACACUUUGUGCUUACACGCUGCUAAAAGCUAAAACACUGUGUAGUGUAUCUUUUUUUUAUUUGUAAGUAGCACUUUAUUUAAUAAUAUUCAAUAAAUUGCUUUUGCUUUUCUUAUUUUGUCACAUUCCUUUUCUUUGUACACGUAUAUAUUUCUACAUCACUACUUGUUUAUUUUUUUAAUUAUGGAGGAAUAAAGAUAUGAA